Messenger RNA from Thlaspi arvense, 348 nucleotides. Lineage: Eukaryota; Viridiplantae; Streptophyta; Magnoliopsida; Brassicales; Brassicaceae. The record is from the annotation of a GenBank genome assembly.
AUGACGCGUCAGACGACAUACAUCCAUGUGACCAUGUCUAAGCUUCUCGAGUCCGUGGAAGAAGAAAAAGUAGAAGAACAGAAGCCCAUAAACCAAGAAGAAGAAGGAGAAAAAGGAGAAUCUUAUAAAGAAGAGUUGUUAGGAUCUCUGUGUACACCAACUUCGAGUGAUCACAAGAUUCCGGAGGUGGAGACAUGUCCUCCGGCGCCAAGAAAGCGGCCGCGUGAGAUUCCUCUGACAAAGAAGAAGAGCUUGUCCAAAGAUCUUCGGUUCUUCGAAGCCACCGACGUCGGGAGCGAGGAGGUUGAAACUUUCUUUGAUCACAACCCAAGCCAUGUGCCAGAGUGA